Messenger RNA from Coregonus sp. 'balchen', 4045 nucleotides. Lineage: Eukaryota; Metazoa; Chordata; Actinopteri; Salmoniformes; Salmonidae. The record is from the annotation of a GenBank genome assembly.
AAUUGAGUUAGCUAGCUAUUUGUGUUAUCGUAGAGGGAGAGAGAGAGAACGGGAACAGGGGGGUGUGUUUGUGGGGCAAACGAACACAGCACAGGGUGCGUGAGAAGCAAGCUGGCGGAAUUCAACAUGGCAUCCGGCGAUACGCUGUAUAUUGAGGCGGACGGCUCGGAGAUGCCGGCCGAAAUAGUGGAGCUGCACGAGAUAGAGGUGGAAACGAUACCAGUGGAGACUAUAGAGACUACGGUGGUCGGGGAAGACGACGACGAUGAUGACCAGCCGAUGAUAGCACUUCAGCCGCUGGGAUCAGACGACCCGAAUUCGAUCCACCACCACCAUCAAGAAGUGAUCCUAGUGCAGACAAGAGAGGAGGUUGUUGGCGGGGAUGAUUCGGAUAUGCAUGCGGACGGGAGUUACGAGGAUCAAAUCCUCAUCCCAGUACCAGCACCCGGCGUGGAAGACGAGUACAUCGAACAGACUUUGGUGACUGUGGCAGGGAAAAGCUCGGUGGGUCGGAUGAAGAGAGGGGGAGGCGGCAGUGGCAAGAAAGCGGGCAAAAAAAGCUAUUUGGGUGCUGCAGAAGCAAGCGGUAGAAAAUGGGAACAGAAGCAGGUGCAAAUAAAGACUCUGGAGGGGGAAUUCUCUGUUACAAUGUGGGCUUCGGGUAAGUGGUCGGUUCUAUCUAAUCUGUCAAUUCGAAAAGUGUAUCUCGCUCCCCGCAUUGUUCGUGCUUGGUCGUUAGCCUGUGCAAGGGGCCUUGUUGCAGGGCGUUGUCCUUCUGCACCAGUCUAUUUACUCGGCUAGUUCACCAGGCCACCUUCGGGAUCACUUUUAGAUGUUUUCGGUGCAGAAUUGCCUGUCAGUUAGAUUGAAAUGUUUUUGUUUUGAAGGGAGGCCAUGUUUUUAGAUGUUGCUGGGCGCCGCCAUGUUCCCCGAGAACCAGUAUGGCGGCCCUAAAAAAUGGCGAUAGAGCGGCGGGGCGAAGAUGGCGGCGGUUGGGGGAGCGAGCGCGCUGUUGGCUCCAGAGAGUAGGCCGCGAUGGCGUAGCUAGCUAGCUAUUUUCUACCAGGGUAACUAGUUAACUAGGUGGCUAACGUUAGCUAUGCGGACAGCUAGCUAGCUGCAGCCGUGAUUAUCUAGGUCAGUAGCACUGUAAUUUAGCACCAGUUGAGUUUGAUGUUAGAUUUUAAAAGGCUGGCCAAAUAUAUUUAUUUGUUGUCCAAAAAAAGUUAUAUUUAUAAUCUACGCCCAUUGAUGCAUGCACUUUUCUUCUGCAUAGCCAGCUAACGUUAGCUAGCUUAAAAUUGAUUUUUGUUUUUCUCUGCUAACAAAUGAUCUACAAGUUACAGCUAGCGAGUUCUCAAUCAGGUUGAGUUUGCAACACAAGUAUAACGUUCCUAAAAACGAAGACCCUACACAGUUUGCCUUGUCCAGUAUUGCAUGAACAACGUUUAUUCGCAUUUGGAUUCAACAUGAUUGUUAAAUUGGAAUUAUAGUCUUCCGUUCGCGUGUUAGUAAAGACAUCUUCAUGUGGCUACCAUGAACAAUAUUUGACUACUAGCAGAGCUGGUAAACGGUGCAGGGGGAUCAAAUUGAUGCAUGCUCAUCGUUAUGUCAAUCACCACCAAUGAUUGUAUACAUUGUAUUUACUGUUGGUAAAACACAGUCAUACUAUGUACAUUGUAGAAAUAUUGCUGCUGUAUUGUUGUUUACAUAACUGUUUUCAAAUUGCAAUGGUGUACCCCGGUCUUGUAUGGCUAUUUUCGGUUAAGUCCCUGCAUUGUAUCCUAGAUGGCAAAAAAGACAUCGACCAUGAGUCGGUUGUUGAAGAACAGAUCAUUGGGGAAAAUUCCCCUCCGGACUACUCUGAAUACAUGACGGGGAAGAAGCUGCCCCCUGGAGGGAUACCUGGCAUCGACCUGUCAGACCCCAAACAGCUGGCAGAGUUCGCCAGGUCAGUGUCUGUCGGUCUGCCUGCCUAAACUCACCUGUCCUUCAAGGAUAUGUACAAUGAACACACACAAAACUAUUGCAUAGCCUAAGCUCUGACACACAAAUAAUUGCCACCUAUGUGCUCUUGUGGCACACCUUGUAAAGUGGUGUUUAGCAAGAUGCUAGGAUUUGUGAUUCUCUUCAUGUUGCCUGGCUACUCAAGUCUUGAAGGUCGCACUUGAUGUGGUUGCUUUCCUGUAGUAGAUAUCGGAGGUAUAUAGCCUAAUCUCCUUCCUAAAGGGAGUGAUGAGCUGGCCCGGCUCUUUCUGACUCCCGUUUGGAUGUUGUGUUCUUAGCCCCUUCAGUAACUCUGCGGGUCCCUAUGGUCAGAGCCCAGUGCGGUAAGUUCUAGAGUCCACUUCUACGAGAGCCUUUAUACCGCACAUGAACACUGUCAACACACACUGUCAACACACACUGACAUAGAGCACCUGGACACAGUGAAAGGAGGGAACUGGCUGUUUCAGCUAUACUGGAACUCUUCCAUGGGUGCUGGUUUAUAUUAUUUGGUUAGCAAUUGAACAUGGUUAAUUGGAUUUUGUAUAUGGACAACAUAUUAUUUGAGUUAUGUUUCCUGUGAAUGCAAUCGGAUGAAAGUUACCUCCUUAUCUGAUGUUUUCUCAGGAUGAAGCCGAGGAAGAUAAAAGAAGAUGACGCCCCCAGGACGAUAGCCUGCCCUCAUAAAGUAAGUAGUCUGUUUCCAACAGUAUCUUUCCUACCCAGUCUCUCUUUCUCAGUCUAUCUAUGCCUGACUUGACAGUCGUCUUGGCCCCCAUGGAACCAUAAGUUGUCCUACAUGGCUCAAUAACGGAACUUUCUCUCUCGCCCAGGGCUGCACUAAAAUGUUCAGGGACAACUCGGCGAUGAGGAAGCAUCUCCACACCCACGGGCCUCGCGUGCACGUCUGUGCUGAGUGUGGCAAGGCCUUCGUAGAGAGCUCUAAACUCAAACGCCACCAACUCGUUCACACAGGGGAGAAACCCUUCCAGGUACGUACCUAGACACACACACACUCACAUAAAGGAGAAACCCUGCCAAGUACACUGUAUUUGACACUGUAGUGUACAAGUGUUGUAGUGUACACUGUACACCAGGGUGUAUUAAAACUGGGUUCUCCAGUAGUCUAGUGUGCCGUUUUUCCUGAAUGUUUACAACAGGUAAACCACUAUGCAUAUAAACCACCACAAGGUUUAUUCACAAAUUUACCACACAAAAGUAUGAAAAUAAGUCCCUUAACUUGCAUUGAGGGUAUGCAUAAAUUUUGCUUGGACAUUGACCCAAAAAGACUAAUGCAUGUUGAGCACUGAAUUUAACUGCACACACUUUCACUAUUAAUUAGUAUAUCCUAAUAAAGUAUAUCCAUGGUCUCCUUUCUGUGUGCAGUGUACCUUUGAGGGCUGUGGAAAGAGGUUUUCGCUGGACUUUAACCUGCGCACACACGUUCGUAUCCACACCGGAGACCGGCCCUACGUAUGCCCCUUUGACGGCUGCAAUAAGAAGUUCGCCCAGUCAACCAACCUCAAGUCUCACAUCCUCACACACGCCAAAGCCAAAAACAACCAAUGAGAGCCCUGCCCCAAGUCCCACCCCCACAGCAGUAUCUUAAUGACACCACACGUCAACCCUCCUUUGAGGAAAGAAACGAUUGGAGAGAAAAAAAAUUGAGAAGAAUAAAGGUACUGAAAUUCUCCCCCCUCUUCUUCUCCUAUUGGAUUGGCUGGCUAAAGAACAGUGGAACUCUUGAAAAAUAAACCCCCCUCCCAUUCCUCCCUUCAUAGUGGCAUCAGGUUGUUGCUAGAAAUAUGGAACUCAUGGACAAACAUCAGAGACUAUUCUUUCUACCAUGGAGCUGCAAGAGAGAGAGGGAGCAAUCUGUCUGUUUUUCCACUUAAAUGAAUUUCCACUGACUGGUCUUCAUGUCUUCUGCAUAGCUUUUAAUUUUCUAUUUCUCCAAGUGUGCAUAUUGUACACUUAUUUUGGGAUAUGUUCAGAAAAGACUUUGUGAUUAUUAUGAUUUUUUCCUGAGUAUUGAGAUCCGCUUACCGUAUGAUAGUCC